UUAAGUUUGUAAGAGACUGAGACAGAGUGAGCGGCGAAAGAUACAGAGAAAUGAGUUUCAAUUCAAAACCCAUCAAGCUCUUAACCAGACUCACUUUCUACAAACCUCACUCCCACACACCACCCUUCAUCUCAUCAACCUCAAAACCCAACAACAACAACAACAACAACAUUGUCACCUCAAUAUGCAACUCUUUCAGAACAAAACAGAAUUGGGACACCAUCACCCAAAAAUUCACCUCCAUCCAACUAACCAAUCCCUUAGUAGAACAAAUCUUGUCACAACUCAAAACCCCAACCGACGCUAAAAACGCAUUAUCAUUCUUCCACUGGUCCUCCAAAACGCACCGUUUUCAACACACUCUUCAAUCUUACUCAAUAACCAUCAACCUCUUACUCCACGCAAAUUUAAUCACCGACGCUAAAGCAUUACUCCAAUCCCUCGCUAAUCAAAACACCGAUUCCGACUCGGUUCGCGCGGUUGUCGAUUCUCUAAUUCACACUUCCGAGUUCGUUUCUUCCGGUUCUCACCCGCCGGUUCUCGAUCUGUUAGUUAAAGCAUACGCGAAAUCGAGAUUAACGGAAGCUGCUUUCGCCGUUUGUUGUUACGUUGAUGAAUUAGGGUUUUGUAUCGGUUUAUCGAGUUUUAAUAAUUUGCUUCAUGUUGCUAUGAAGUGUGACCGUUUUUCAACUGUUUGGGAGGUUUAUGGUUACAUGAUUGUGAAAAGAAUUUACCCUAAUAACGUUACGUUGAGGAUUAUGAUUGAUGUGAUUUGUAAAGAGGGAUUGUUACAGAGGAAUGUUGAUGUAGUGGAUCGGAUUAUCGGGAAGCAGAAUUCAAAUUCUCCUUCGGUUGUUGUUAAUUCGAGUUUGAUAUUGAGGAUGUUGGAGAAUGAAAAAGGAGAAGGUGAGUUGGUUAAGUUGGUUACGUUGUUGAAGAGAUUGUUGCAGAAGAAUUUGAUAAGUGAUUCGGUUGCUUACUCGUUGAUUGUUCAUGUUAAGGUUAGGUUAGGGGAUUUGGACUGUGCUUUAGAGAUGUAUGGUGAGAUGGUGAGAAGAGGUUUUAGUGAGAAUUCGUUUGUUUAUACUUCGUUUAUUGAAGCGUUUUGUGAGAAGGGGAAGAUUGAAGAAGCGAUUGGGUUGAUGCGGGAAAUGGAAGGGAAGGGGUUGAGACCUUAUGGUGAGACUUAUGAGUGUGUUAUCGUUGGGUGUGCAGAUACGGGACGGUUGAAAGAGUGUUGGAGUGUUUUUGAGGAAAUGUUGAGUGCUGGGUUGGUUCCUAGUUGUUUGUUGUUUGAUAAGGUGGCGGAGAAGGUUGGUGAGAAUGGAGAUGUGGAGAAGGUGAAUGAUGUUUUGACUGUGUUGUUAGAUAAAGGGUUUUUGCCGAGUGGUGUUACUUAUACUCAUCUGAUAAAUGGUUAUGCGAGAAAUGAUAAGGUUCAGGAUGUUCUUAAGAUAUAUUAUGAAAUGGAGUAUAAGUCUAUGUGUCCUGGAUUGUCUGUUUAUUCGUCGAUGAUUCAGUGUUUGUGCCGUUUUGGAAAGGUUGAAGACGCUGAGAAGUAUUUGAGGAUUAUGAAAGGUCGAUCGUUGGUUCCAAAUGUAACUAUAUAUGAGACAUUGAUUGCUGGUCACUUGCAGAAGGGGAACCACGAUAGGGCUCUUCAGCUUCGUAAAGAAAUGGCCUCAUUGGGGUUGCAACAUUGUUGAUGUUCCCCAAAGAGGUACUCUGAAACAACAAAGUGCUGGAUGCAUCAGAUUCAGAGACAAUAUUUUGUUUGAAACUUGGCAUUCAAUUCAAUAUGGAGUGAGAUGAUAUUUAAAUACAUAUCGGAUCAAGAAGGGAAGUUCAUAAGCUUUAGACAUAUUGAGUUUGCGACAGCAGAAGGAGCAUAAAAAGCAAGCUUUUGUGACUGCUAGCAUUUCCAAAACAGUCAUAUCAGUGGAAGCAAUAAUGCUACAUAUAUACUUCUAGGAAACACUUAAGGUAAGUAAUUUGACAAUUAAAGUUUAGUUCUUGUUUUCAGCGGAAUUCAUUGUCUCUCCUAUAUCAAUUCAAGUUUUACAACUAGAGAGCCUUCUGACAAGAUGUUCAAGGAAUACUUGGAGGUUGUGUAAGCAAGGGCACCUAGUUAGCAAGUAAUAAGAUAACUACAAUGAAUGAAGGCCAAAAAAUAUAUGGAUGCAAGUACAUUUGACUUUUUAUUGAUAAUUUGGGCAAAAGAAAAGUACGAGAAAGAUAAUCAUAGAAACAAUCAAGAGUAGAAAACAAAUUAAGACAAAUUAGGAUUCCUUCGAAGAAUGGAAUAUACUUAUAGCCAAAAUUAAUAGUUAAAAAACGUUCGUUAUUUUUGCUUGAAGAGAUAGAGCAUGUUGCUGGAAAUAUGUUCGAAAGUGUUCUAUCAGGUGAUGCCAUCUUACUAAAGGUUGAUUGUAUGUCACAAUUGGGCAAAUGAAGAUUGUGUGAAGUUUUUAAGAAAUUGUCACAAAGCUUUGCCAAAACAUGGAAAGGUGAUUGUUUUGGAUUAUAUAAUUCCAGAGGUUCCAAACCCAUGCAAUAUCUCUAAGCAUUCUUGUGCUAUUGACAUUCUCAUGUUUUUGAGACACGGUGGAAAGGAAAUAACUGAAAAAUUCAUAUUGCUUCCAGUAAUAUUUCAGCUCAGGGGUGAUGGAAUUCUAUAAAUAAAAAUUACAUAGCAUUUUACUUGGAUUUUCAAUAUGAUGUAACUUGUAAUCGACACUCUCGAAUAAACUUUAGCAUAUAGGUGAAGUAAUAUACCAAUGCUUAUCUUUAAUUGGAAUUUUUUAAAGUAA
This is a messenger RNA of Vicia villosa (hairy vetch), 2810 nucleotides long. RefSeq names its product pentatricopeptide repeat-containing protein At1g66345, mitochondrial. The coding region runs from base 51 to 1706 and encodes 551 amino acids. Gene Ontology annotation, molecular function: protein binding. The transcript is spliced from 4 exons. The record is from RefSeq and is a predicted model, not a curated record. Lineage: Eukaryota; Viridiplantae; Streptophyta; Magnoliopsida; Fabales; Fabaceae.